This is a messenger RNA of Lentinula edodes (shiitake mushroom), 2538 nucleotides long. RefSeq lists its product as uncharacterized. NCBI's taxonomy places the organism in Eukaryota, Fungi, Basidiomycota, Agaricomycetes, Agaricales, Omphalotaceae. Gene Ontology annotation, molecular function: protein binding. The coding region runs from base 1 to 2538 and encodes 845 amino acids. The record is from RefSeq and is a predicted model, not a curated record. The transcript has 4 exons.
AUGUCACGUCUACCCCCAGAACUCCUCAUUCACAUUCUGAAGCACAUCCAUUCCGCUCGCGAUCUAGUCAGCUCUCUCCAGGUCUGUCGCACUUGGUGCGAAUGUUCGGUCGAACUAUUAUGGCACAAGCCUAAUCUUAACAAGUAUUUCACCGUCGAGAAAAUGGCAAGGCUCCUCGCCGUUCCCGACCAGACUUUUACCUACGCCAGCUUUAUUCGUCGUCUCAAUUUCCUUGCAGUAGCCAAGGAACUUCGUGAUGACAUCUUCUGCAAUUUCGGUAAAUGCGAUCGUCUAGAAAGGUUGACUCUUGUCAACUGCCAUCAACUUUCAGAAGUAGCCAUUCUCCAGACUCUACCUUGCUUUCCAAAUCUCGUCGCUGUUGACCUCACAGGAGUUGUACACACGUCCGAUGAGGCCAUUGUUGGUCUUGCAUCAGUCGCAAGACGCCUGCAAGGCAUCAACCUCACAGGAUGCAAGCACGUUUCUGAUGAAGGUGUCAUGGCCCUUGCACUCAACUGCCCUCUCCUGCGUCGCGUGAAGCUUAGUGGCCUUGAGGAUCUCACCGACGAACCGCUCCAAGCACUCACUAAAUCUUGCCCUCUGCUCCUCGAAAUCGAAUUAAGCAAUUGCAAGCUAGUCACCGACAUCGCUAUCCGAGAUGCAUGGUCGCGCUCCACUCACAUGCGUGAGAUGCGUUUGUCUCAGUGCUCUGAGCUGAGCGAUACUGCAUUCCCAGCCCCGAUCAGAAGGGACUCAAAGAGUGUGUCCGAACCCUCAGUCAACCCUUUUGCGUCCUCCACUUCAGAGUCGGCUGAUCUCCCUCCAUUGAUUAUCAAUCGCACCUUUGAACACUUGCGGAUGUUGGACCUCACAGCGUGUUCAAAGGUCACGGAUGAUGCCAUUGAAGGUAUCGUAUCGCAUGCCCCAAAAAUCCGUAACCUUGUACUUUCCAAGUGUGGUCUUUUGACUGAUCGAUCCGUUGAAAACAUAUGCAAACUCGGCCGUCAUCUACACUAUCUUCACCUCGGGCACGCAAGUAAAAUCACAGACGGUUCCGUUAGGACUUUGGCACGGUCUUGCACUCGGCUUAGAUAUGUGGACUUUGCUAAUUGCCAUCUUCUGAGCGAUCUUGCCGUUUUCGAACUGGCGGGACUACCAAAAUUGAGGAGGAUUGGACUGGUUCGAGUUCCCAAUCUAACUGAUGAAGCUGUUUUUGCCUUGGCGGAAAGACAUGCUACUUUAGAACGUAUUCACCUAUCUUACUGCGAUCAAAUCUCUGUUAUGGCUAUUCAUUUCCUUCUCCAAAAACUCCACAAGCUGACCCACCUUAGUCUUACGGGGGUCACUGCCUUCCGCCAACCGGAAUUACAGCGUUUCUGUCGUGCGGCACCUGCAGAUUUCAAUUCUGCACAACAAAAUGCAUUCUGUGUAUUCUCUGGAGCAGGCGUUGCGCAACUCCGCGCAUACCUGACUGAAACCUUCGACCGUAUCACAGAACAGAAUGGCACUGAUGAUACAGAGUAUGAGGAUGAUGAUGAUAUCGAAGAAGAGGAUACUCCAGAAUUAGAGAUUGAUGGCGACUUGGAAGACGAAUACAUUUCGCGAACAUCAAUGGCUAACAAUCAUCACAUCACCGUCCAUCGUGGUCAUCGACAGAAUAAUUACGGUGCCGUUUGGCCUUCUCGAAAUUCUACCGAGGAACAUGUACUUCCUACAAUCCCUACAGACCGUCCCAUACCGAAUUCGCUCUUGGCCCGUUUGAAUGCUGUCAUGGCAGCAGGACCUUCCAGCGCGCGUUCGCCUUCUUCCUCGAACUCCAAUAGAUUAGCACCUGCAUCGGUUGGCGCUUUCAGGAACAUUGCGGAAGCGUUGCCCAUAAUUGAACAAUCGCAAUCACCUCCACCAAGCGACGUCGCUUCUAAUGCUAGCGGCGCAACAAAUAACUCCAAUGGAGCAGGUUUUUUCCGCUCGUACCAAGACGGCCUUAUUCACUCUCGAGCAAACGAAGUUCGAACUCCAGAUCUAAAUUUCGCUGAAAUCGGACAUGGUAGAGGUGCGGUUGCAGCUGGGGGAUUGCCAGCUUCUGUUACCAACGCUACGCCGACCAACUUCCAGAUGCGUCGUGCACAGGUACUAACUCCCCAUCCUCGCCCUCCGCCCAUUGAUCUUCAACAUGCAACUGCCUCUUCAUCUGCUCAACCGGUUUUCAGUAACAGCUCGCAACCUGAGUCAAGCAUUGCAUGGCCUUACUCUGAACCGGCUUCCCCUCCGCUCACCGGUUAUGAUGCAGAACAAGAGGAAAAGGAAUUGGAACCUCUCGCUGGUCCUUCGGGCUCCAUUCCGGCUUCUGGGUCCGGAGACGCUAGAGGUCGUGGUGUGAGGAAAAGCCUCCGAAACACAAUCAACGCUGCUGAGCACAACAUUAGCUCAUUCCUGUUUGGGAGGGCACCCCUUCAGGUUCGGGGUCCGACGACAUCUGAUGAAGGUCAUACGUCAAGCUCUAACGCUAGACAUGCUGCCGCUAGAGGCGGCCAUUGA